GUUUGUUUAGAUGCCUCGUAAUGAAGCUAGAGGGCGCACUCGCUGUGCUGGCCCUGAUAUGUACGUUUGGCUAAGUUAACAAGCUAUCAUUGGCAGGACUUAGUACUUGUUUGUUUACAAUUUUCCCAGGAUGUAUACUUUAUUAGCUGGUUUGUAUAAGUACAUGUUCCAAAAGGACGAAUACUGCGUUUUGAUUCUUGGACUUGACAACGCAGGGAAAUCUACCUUUUUGGAACAAACCAAAACAAAGUUAUGUAAGAACUACAAAGGACUGAAUUUAUCAAAGAUCACAACUACAGUUGGUCUUAAUAUUGGUACAGUUGACCUGGGCAAGGCUCGUCUUAUGUUCUGGGAUCUGGGAGGUCAGGAUGAGCUUCAGUCUCUGUGGGACAAGUACUAUGCUGAGUCACAUGGAAUCAUCUAUGUGAUAGACUCAACUGAUGAACAGCGCCUGACAGAAUCAAAGGAGGCCUUUGAGAAAAUGAUCAACAGUGAGGUAUUAGAUGGUGUUCCUCUCCUUGUGCUGGCUAACAAGCAGGAUGUUCCGAACUGUUUGUCUGUACCGGACAUUAAAAUUGCCUUCAGUGACUGUGCUCUGAAAAUUGGCAAGACAGACUGUUUAGUCCAGGCUUGUACUGCGCUCACAGGGGACGGAGUGAACGAGGGCAUAGAAUGGAUGGUGAAAUGUGUGGUCAGGAACAUUCACAAACCUCCCAGGCAGAAGGACAUAACAUAAUAAGUCAUCAGAACUCUUUACCCUCAUUUGGAAGUGAGGGUUUCUCCUUGAGGACAUUCCAUUAAAACCCUUGAGCUGAUGAAAACUCCAAAAAAAGAGCUCAGGUGUGGAAGGAAGAGAGCACAAAGGAGUGGAGACACACACGAAGCGGCCGGCAUGAGACGUGGCAGAAACUAAGUUGGGAAGGAUUCACGUGAGGAGCAAGUUUAUGGAGCCUGCGUUUACCUUUUGAUGAACUUCUAUGUUUUGCAUCCUGAAAGACUUUUUGUUAACUAAAUAAAUCGGACCCUUCGUUUAAAAGUA
Messenger RNA from Limanda limanda (common dab), 1039 nucleotides. Its product is annotated as ADP-ribosylation factor-related protein 1-like. Gene Ontology annotation, cellular component: Golgi apparatus. Gene Ontology annotation, molecular function: GTPase activity; GTP binding. The record is from RefSeq and is a predicted model, not a curated record. The transcript has a single exon. Lineage: Eukaryota; Metazoa; Chordata; Actinopteri; Pleuronectiformes; Pleuronectidae. Gene Ontology annotation, biological process: Golgi to plasma membrane protein transport; intracellular protein transport; protein localization to organelle. Bases 131 to 736 code for a protein of 201 amino acids.